UGUUUUUAUGAUAUUUACUGUAUAUUUUGAAGGGUGCGUCUGAAUGUGUGACAUCCCAACUGUAUAUAAAGACAAUCUGUGCCAGUCUCAGCGGGGUAGAAAGGUUUCUUGACUCAACGACAAAACGAAGAUCAUGGAGGUCACAUCUCAGCCGGCUCCAUUUGCUCCCAGAGACUUCCACACAGGCCUGACGAGCUGCUGUGAAGACACGAGCGUAUGUUGUUAUGGCUGCUUCUGCCUCCCUUGUUUGGGCUGCUCCAUCGCCAGCGACAUGAAUGAGUGCUGCUUAUGUGGUUUAGGCAUGCCCAUCCGGAGCGUGUACAGGACUAAAUACAACAUACAGGGAUCCAUGUGCAAUGACUUUUGCGUGGGUAACUUCUGCACGCCUUGUGCAGCCUGCCAGAUGAAGAGAGACAUUGACAUUAGAAAACGUACAGGACAGUUCUGAGCAACCUUACAAGAAAUAAAAGCCCUGAACGUAGUUUUUGCAAAUUGUUCUAUGUUCAUUUAAUCUUUCAGUCAAUCUUCAGUACACUAUCAUCUAGUUCUUGAUUAUCGCCCUUUGGAACUAAAUGAAAAUCAUAUUAUAUAUGCAAAUACUUUAAACUUAUCAACUUUAUGGCUUCACAUGCAGGCUGUUAUGAGCAUCACAUUGAUAACAGUUUUGUACCACGGCCGUCCUGUUACUCAGUAUGGGCAUGCUUCCAGAUUAUUUUUUUAUUAUAAAGGUGCAGUUAAAUCAGUUUUUUUGGUUUUGUAGAUUAGAAAGAUCAUUACAUUGUAGACAUGCAGUGGCGUGUUAUUAGUAGUCAUGUUAUUGUCAUGCAAUAGCCUAUAUUGUCUUGUAAAUGCCUUACUAGAGUAAAGCUUCAUAAAGUCUUCCCAACGGAAUAAAUAAAAUACAAAAAUGUAGAAAAAAUA
This is a messenger RNA of Puntigrus tetrazona (Sumatra barb), 921 nucleotides long. RefSeq names its product placenta associated 8, tandem duplicate 2 (gene plac8.2). Gene Ontology annotation, biological process: positive regulation of transcription by RNA polymerase II. The transcript has 4 exons. Lineage: Eukaryota; Metazoa; Chordata; Actinopteri; Cypriniformes; Cyprinidae. The record is from RefSeq and is a predicted model, not a curated record. Bases 134 to 448 code for a protein of 104 amino acids.